UUUGAAUUUAUAAUUUUUAGUUUUGGAAAACUGCUUAAGACAGACUGUUCGUGAAAAUGAAGCCUGUUGUUCUAUUAUUUUUAUUAUUGGUCAUUGUUGGCCUUGCUCUGGGAUUAAAGGAUCCCAUCUGCGGUCUUCAGCCUGCUAAAGAAGGAUUCUGUUUAGCCAAUAAGCCGAGCUUUACCUAUUAUCCCGACAGAAACGAAUGUUCGAAAUUUGUUUACGGUGGGUGUAACGGCAAUGAAAAUCGUUUUUCAAACAAAGAACUUUGUGAGAACAAGUGCAAGGAAUAACAUUUGAUGUAGCUUACAAAUAAAGGUUAAUAAAUCAAGUCCUUAAAAAUA
Drosophila bipectinata is the source of this 344-nucleotide messenger RNA. The record is from RefSeq and is a predicted model, not a curated record. NCBI's taxonomy places the organism in Eukaryota, Metazoa, Arthropoda, Insecta, Diptera, Drosophilidae.